AUGCUGGCUCUGAUACGACUUCCCACACGACUUCUGAGAGAACGACGGACGGUGUCUCUGUCUCAGCAUCCACAUCAAGCUCCAUCUCGAGCAGCGCCAGCAGCCAGUCUACAGCAGCGCCAAGUCCUUCAACUUCUGAAGCGAAGCGACGACUAUUCGAGGUUCAAGCACACCGUCUCCACACACAACUUUGACAAGCAUUCCAGUGGCCACGACUACUUCCUUCUCUGGAACAUCUAUCCUAAGCAGUACCACAACCAAAUCUACGACUUCGCGCCAGCAAUAUUCCACUACCAAUAUCGUCACGACCACCUCAAGCUCGAAUUCUGCUUCUACAACUGCGUAUCCAGAGUACACCACCGCCGCGAAAAACAUGUCGGAAACCAGCCUCCCAAGUACUACUGCUUCGUCCGCCGCUUCGAGCACUACCUGGGCUACGGAAUCCCAAACUACAGAACAUGGGAGCAGCAACACAAGUGCCCUAACGACUGCGGGAAAACCGGCAACAGUCAGCCUCCCUUCCGCGUCGACCGAUCGUACGAGCACCGGAUCUGCAAUGAGCAGUUCGCCGACUACCGCAGAUGUUCGGUCAACAGAGACGUCGCUAGAUACGUCAACGUCCAGUUCGAUCAGCACAAGAACAAGCAGCACGACUAUGACGGAAAGGAGUUCCUCUACUGCAAUACGAGCUUCGUCGUCACCCAUUCGUACGACUUCAGAAGUUACCUUUACGGCAUCCGACGGAACCACGUCUUCCGCGACUGGCUAUACCUC
Mesorhabditis spiculigera is the source of this 774-nucleotide messenger RNA. Lineage: Eukaryota; Metazoa; Nematoda; Chromadorea; Rhabditida; Rhabditidae. The record is from the annotation of a GenBank genome assembly.